AUGGUUCGCAACCAGGCGCAGUACGACGCCGUCCUCGCGGCCUUUCCCACUAUCACGCUCGUCCUAGGUGACCUUGGCGCCCACGACACGCUGCGCGAGCAGUGUCUGGCCGCCGAUAUCAUAGUCAACUGUGCGACAUCGGAUGACCUACCUGCUAUAACGACGAUCGUCUCAUCGCUUCAGACCAGUGGGCGUCGAGCGCAACCAGUUUAUUUCAUCCACACCUCAGGGGCAGGCAUUAUUGACGACGUCCCCAACGGCUACGGGUCUCCUUCGCCCAACCUCUUUGACGACAUUGAGGACAUUCAUACGAUCACAUCAUGGCCGGAUACGCAUUGGCAUCGAGUGGUUGACAAAGCUGUCAUAGCAUCGUGCAGAUUGCGAGAAGGCGGGGAACAGUUUGAUCUUACAGAUGCUGUUAAGACAGCGAUCAUAUGCCCGCCCAUGGUGUACGGAAAGGGAGAAGGCCCUCUUCGUCAGCGCUGCGUGCAAAUCCCCGAGCUCGUUCGUAUCUCACUAACACGAGGUAAGGUGUUCCAGGUCAACCAGGGGAGAAACUUGUGGCGGAAUGUCCAUAUUGCCGACCUCGCCGAUGCAUACCUUCUUCUUAUAGAGGAAGCUGGCCAUGCCGGGGGACGCGCUGCUUGGGGUGCAGACGGAUAUUACUUUGUCGAAAAUGGAGAACAUGUAAAUCCACCGAUACCCCUCGAUCCAUGGCUUGUUGUCUUUUUCUGA
Molecule: messenger RNA, 735 nt
Organism: Cladophialophora bantiana CBS 173.52
Lineage: Eukaryota; Fungi; Ascomycota; Eurotiomycetes; Chaetothyriales; Herpotrichiellaceae
Exons: 2
Coding region: 1-735 (244 amino acids)
Source: RefSeq, a predicted model, not a curated record